Beta vulgaris subsp. vulgaris (sugar beet) is the source of this 1488-nucleotide messenger RNA. Its product is annotated as fasciclin-like arabinogalactan protein 8. The transcript has a single exon. The record is from RefSeq and is a predicted model, not a curated record. NCBI's taxonomy places the organism in Eukaryota, Viridiplantae, Streptophyta, Magnoliopsida, Caryophyllales, Amaranthaceae. Gene Ontology annotation, cellular component: plasma membrane. The annotation marks the transcript as partial.
CACUCUCUCUCUCUUCUUCUUCCUCACUCCCUUACUUUUUUCCUUCCUCUCAAGCUUUCAACAAUGGCGUCGUCAUUGUUCUUCACUUUCUCUCUCCUCAUUCUCUUCACCAUUUCUUACGCACACAACAUCACAGAAAUCCUCUCCUCUGACCCAAACCUCUCUCAAUUCAACUCAUACUUAACCCAAACUAAACUCGACGACGAAAUCAAUUCUCGUCAAACCAUCACCGUCUUAGCUCUCGACAACUCCGCCAUGUCUUCACUCACCUCAAACCACUCUCUCUCCGUCAUCAAAAACCUCCUCUCUCUCCACGUCCUCCUCGAUUAUUACGACCCUAAAAAACUCCACUCUCUCGAAAACGGCACCGUUAAAACCACCACUCUCUACCAAACGACGGGCUCCGCUACCUCUGAUGAAGGCUCCGUCAACAUCACUGACCUCCACGGUGGAUCCGUCGGGUUCGGGUCGGGUUCACCGGGUUCGAAGCUAGAUUCAACGUAUACAAAAUCAGUUAAACAAAUACCUUACAAUAUAUCAGUUUUAGAAAUAAGUGCGCCUAUUAUAACACCGGCGCUUUUAACAUCUUCUUCCGACGCUAAUGUGACGGCGAUUUUGGAGAAGGCAGGGUGUAAGACAUUUGCGUCAUUGUUAUCUUCUAGUGGUGUGUUGAAAAUGUAUGAAACUCAAAUGGAGAAAGGAAUUACCGUUUUUGCACCUACUGAUGAAGCGUUUAAAGUUAAAGGUGUACCAGAUCUGAAUAAGUUAAGUAGUGCUGAAUUAGUCUCUCUCCUACAAUUUCACGCACUAAGUAGUUACUCUCCAAUUGGAACGUUGAAAACUACCAAAGGUAAAUUGACGACUUUAGCCUCAGGUGUAGGAAAAUACGAUCUCUCUCCUACAACUGCUGGUGAUUCAGUUACUCUUCAUACUGGUGUAGAUUCUUCUAGAAUCGCUGGUACAUUACUUGAUGCAACUCCUGUAGUUAUUUACUCCGUUGAUAGUUUGCUUUUACCGGUUGAAUUAUUCGGCUUAUCUCCGGCGCCGGCGCCGGCGCCGGAAAGUGAUACGCCGGCUUCAGCGCCGGCUCCAUCGCCGAAAAGUGAGUCGCCGGAAUCUUCUCCACCGGCGCCGUCGAUGGAAUCUCCGGCAGGUGCUCCGGCGGAAUCUCCGGCGGGGGAGACAGCUGCUGAUGAGCAGUCGAGGAAUGGAGCUGGUGAGAGAGGUUCAGCUUUGUUUGUUGCGGUUGUAUUUACAGUGGCUACCGGCGUAAUUUCGUUGGUUCUUUAGGGGUAGAAUUGUCUAUUUUUACGUUAUUUUAUGGAAAGAAUCAAAAAAAUGGAGUAGAAUUUUUUAGAGUGAGAUUAGUACGUUUGUGUAAUUGUUUUGUUUGAGUGAUGAGAGACAGAAUUACUGUGAUUAAUUAAAUUUAUUGCGGUUUGUUUUGUUAAUUGUUUGAAUUAAUCAAUUAAUUAGUGAUUUAAUUUA